AUGAAAUCUCAUUUAGCUAACCAUUGCAUAUUUUGUCCUGAAGAGAUUAGUACAUAUUGGCGAAAAAAAUUAGUUGAGGAAGUUAAUAAAUAUACCCGUAAGUUAGCUCCAGCUUCAAUGGAUAUUUCCAUGCCUUUGCAAAAUAUGCAAAAUGAUCCUCUUCUCUAUGAAACAAAUCAUUUUGCAAAGCUUACAAAAUCUACACUUAAUUAUAAAGCUCAUGCAGAAACUGAAACAAUAUAUAUAAAUACAACAAGUAAUGUGACCUAUAACAAAUAUUGUAACCUACAAUAUUUAUUACAACCUACAUGGGUAUUAUGA
Messenger RNA from Dentiscutata erythropus, 321 nucleotides. The record is from the annotation of a GenBank genome assembly. NCBI's taxonomy places the organism in Eukaryota, Fungi, Glomeromycota, Glomeromycetes, Diversisporales, Gigasporaceae.